Messenger RNA from Haemonchus placei, 2010 nucleotides. Lineage: Eukaryota; Metazoa; Nematoda; Chromadorea; Rhabditida; Trichostrongylidae. The record is from the annotation of a GenBank genome assembly.
AUGCGCUGCCCAAGCCUUGAUUUCUGCGACAAUGUGCAAUGUUUCUUUUGUUUAGCGCUAUUGCUCAAUCCGGAAUGUUGGCCAUUAGGGGCUCUCGUAGGCUUUGCUAUAUUUCUAUACCUGAUAGUAGCAUUAUGUUACAUGAUUUUGUAUGUACCCGUAACAGUGGGGAAACCGCUACGUCUCAUUAGCCGCGCCUGUUUACGGCAACUACGAAUUGCUCAGGCGAUCGCGAUCAUUCUUUCUUACCUGUCAGCAUUUUCAGCCUCAGAAGCGUGCCAAGAAGUCAAUAUGUUUAGUUUCAACACGCACAUAUGCGAAAAAACUGAGCAAGGGGAAGUAUGCGAAGUGCGCAUGUCAGAAAUCNUAAAAAUCAACCAGUUCCGACAAGAGGCCUGCUUGAAACUAUAUGCGAACCGUACACUUGUUUCGGUACUACAACUUCGGUGGAAAAGCUUGUAUCUCUUCUGUAUCCACGAAUCUCUCGGGUUCACAAGAGAUAUAACGAUUCGCACCCUCGACAGCAAACGCUGUGCAGGGAAAGGAUCAUGCAAAGGCGAUAGAUGCGCAAAUGUUAGAUCAACAGACCUCAUUCCUGAAUUGAAAAACGCGAACAACUUCCCUGGUAGAACGGGGUGCGUAGAGUCAUGCGGAUGGCUCGGGUGCUAUUGCCUCUUACCCAGUGCAGCAUGUCUCUUUUAUAGAAUCUAUGCGAUUCCCAAAACACCUUAUAUUUAUGAGCUAUCGCAGUGUCCAAGAUGGCGCGAACAAGUAAAAUUGGAAGGCACAGUAACGUAUCCAAAGCACAUCACUCGCGUAGUGGCGGUCACUCCCAAUGUCCCUGUGCAAAUGGGUGAAUUCGAAAUCACUAUGACUUCGCUUGCACUGCCCCCUACGCCAUUCUUGAACCAGCAAUUCAUCGCAAAUAGCACAGUUGUAGCGAUUUGGCAAAACAGCAAACCACCAGCGCUUCUGUGCGAUAGCUAUACAAGCGCCCUCAAUUUGACCUGCGAACUACACGACAACUGCUUAUGCGAACCAGCAGAAAUCAAGAUCAGAUGCGAAUGCGAUGUUUCAACACCUGCGCAAAUAUUCGAAANAAAGAUUGAGAGUAAACUACCAAUCCAGCGCCCAGGACUACAAUUCUUUGCGACAAAUUCAUCUCAAGUAGUGGCAAAAAUCCGCGAAGUUAGCUCAGCUGAGUUUGUAGUCAAAUUCGAUGGCCGAAUAUCUUAUGCAGUAGAGGAAACUCGCAAUUACGACUGCUAUAUUGACGACGCCGCGAUCCAAGGAUGCUACAGGUGCGCAAAAGGUGCGACAGCAACAGUUCAUUGCAAAUCGCAUGUGGCAACACUAGCGGAAAUCGAAUGCGAAGAGAACAGCUUUGCGCCGUGCUCAAAAUUGCGCUUCAAGUCACAAAAUUCUUCUUUUGGAAACUCCCUUGCAAAGUCUUGCGGUUUUUUCUGCGAGCGUGUUUCAAAACCUAUGGGUUGCGAAUGCGAAAGGUGCAAGCCAAAAUAUGACUCGUGCGAAAUUUUUCUUUCAUAUUAUAAUUCAGAAAUGCCUCCCGCGAACAUAGCCGAGGAAUAUCGUAAAACGAAGCGAGAUCUACUAAGACUUCGAUCAGCAUUACCGCCUAAGAUCCACGCUCUCGGAAUCCGAAUUCAGUCACUCAUGAAAACGCAGCCAUGUCAACCGAGGCAAUAUUCGAAAGGAAUGAGACCUGAUCAUCCGAGUGAAUCAAAUAUGCCUCGGGGCGACCACUACAGUGACUCCUGCGGCAAAGUACGAGACAGUAAGAGACGUCGCAUACUUCUGAAACGAUAUCGACGAUGUGUUAAUUGUUUGGAGAUAGGAUGUCUGGAAGAGGAAACGUGUCCCAAAUUCUGGACGAAGUGCCACCACUGCGGGCGACGAGACCACCACUCCGCACUAUGUGAGAAACCAGACAUCAACCACUACUUUAUGGUGCAUCGAACCUCCAGCAAGUCGGACUUGGGCGUGAGGUAA